UUGGAGGAGAGAAAUGGAGAACGGAAUCCCCACAUUAUCUCAAUCUUAUCCCAUGAGCGGCGGCGACGGUCCACAUAGUUACACUCGUAAUUCUUCAUACCAAAAAGCAGCUUUAGAAAGUGCUAAAGCAAAGAUCAAAGAAGCCAUUUUAGAGAAACUCGAUCUCGAAAACCCGAAUCCAAAACCCGAUCUAAACGUUUACAAAAUCGCGGAUUUCGGGUGUUCGGUCGGACCAAACACGUUCGAUGUGAUCCAAAACGUUGUGGAAGCCAUCAAACUCAAACACCAACGAGAAGGAACCAAAGGAGGAAACAAUCAUAAACGCUUGGAGUUGGAAUUUCAUGUUUUCUUCAAUGACCAACCCGACAAUGAUUUCAAUACCCUCUUCAAAACCCUACCUCACCAUUACCACGACCAUGGAGUUUUCUCGUGCGCAGUUCCUGGUUCUUUCUAUUCCCGACUAUUCCCGAGAAACAGCCUUCACGUCGGGCACACUUCUUACACGCUCCAUUGGCUGUCAAGGGCUCCCGAAGAUGUUUCCAACAGAAACUCCCCGGCUUGGAACAAGAACAGCAUCCAAUGCACUAAUUUGGUGGAAGAAGUGACCGACGCUUACUAUCAACAGUUCAAGAAAGAUAUUGGAGCUUUUCUUGAAGCUAGAGCACAAGAACUUGUGCCCGGUGGCUUGAUGAUCAUCUUGGGACAGUGUUUGCCCGAUGAUGUACCGAUGAUUCGGACGUGGAAAGGUGUAGUCACCGACAUGAUCGGAGAUUGUUUGGUCGACAUGGCCAAAUCGGGAAUAACAAGCGUGGAAAAGGCAGAGUCCUUCAAUUUACCGAUAUAUUUUCCAUAUUUUAGUGAAUUGAAGGGGGUGAUCGAACAAAAUAGAUGCUUUAGUGUUGAGAUCAUGGAAGAAGUAAAACAUCCUAUGGAGGAGAUGACAUUGAGCAUCGGCUUCAUCGUUUCCAAGUACCGAGCCAUCUUCCAUGGAGUCAUAGAAGAACACUUCGGAGAUGGAGUGAUGGAUGAAUUGUUCGAUCGAUUCUCUAGGAAACUCGCCCAAUGCCCUAUUGAUUUUAAGGAAUGCCAAAAGGAUAUGCAAUUCUUUAUCUCGCUUCAGCGAAUUGUCGAUUGAAUUUGUAAGGGCUUUUUUUUUAUGUUGGAAUUUUAACAUGUGUUACAAUUUA
Molecule: messenger RNA, 1187 nt
Organism: Tarenaya hassleriana
Lineage: Eukaryota; Viridiplantae; Streptophyta; Magnoliopsida; Brassicales; Cleomaceae
Product: probable S-adenosylmethionine-dependent methyltransferase At5g37990
Exons: 3
Coding region: 14-1135 (373 amino acids)
Biological process (GO): methylation
Molecular function (GO): S-adenosylmethionine-dependent methyltransferase activity
Source: RefSeq, a predicted model, not a curated record